AUGUCCUUUCGAAAGCGAAGAAACGACGAUGACAAUUCGGAUUGUGAAUCGGAUGACGAGCGAAGAAUUCCGGUUGCUGGAGACGAAGAGGAUGAAGAUGGACCAUCGGCAUCGAAAAAAUCGCGGAAUUUAUGGUCGGACAUGUUGUUGGAAGAGCAGUUGCUUGAAAAAGGGCAGAGUAUUAAUUUGGAGAAGGGACAGAAGAAACAGGUGGGGUUUUUUGGGAAUUAUUCACAUCAGAAUUCACAUUUGCCUGAAAGUUUCUGGUUUUUGACUCCAAAAACGUGGAAAAUUUUUAAAAUUUCUAUAUAAUUUUAGCGUCAGAAAAUCAAUUUCCUAACAAAAAUUUAAAAUUUUGGGGAAAUUCUGAUUUUCUGUAGAGGAAACUGAAAAAUUUUGAAAAUUAAAAAUUCCUCAUAUUUUAGAGUACAUUUCAUCGUGGUCCAGAAUCAUACGUCAUGCCAGCUGAUGCAUUUCAAAAGAAGAAACAAGAAGAAGCAAAACUCCAGGCCGCCAACGGCUCUUCUUCCUCUCAAUCAACAACAAUUCCACCGCCACCAGUUGUUGUCAUAACUCCAGCCAACGAUGAUCCAUUUGGCGAUGCGCCAAUUGCACCAGCCGAGAAUUUCGGUGUCAAAAAGUAUGAUCGAGAAGAGCAGUUGGCGAAAGAUGAUGGAAAUCGAGUUGGAUGGUGGUCUUCUGGACCGGGACAUGCAAAUAGAAAUAAUCGAAUUAUGGCGGGAAGAGAUAGGAAAGAGUCGCCACGAUUUGCACCUAAAACAUCCGAAUUGUUGUCGGAGAAAUAUUCACUUGCAUCGUUUUUGGCGUGCGAAUUGGAUAAGGAACAAAUGUAUGAUAUUGAUAAGGUAAAUGAUUUUUUGAAGAACUUCCAGAAACACUUUGUAAAAGUUUUGUGCUGAAAUUUGCUAAAAAUCAAUAGUUUCCUGAUUUUCAGCACAAUAUUUUUAUCUAGGAAAAUUCUAGAUUUUCAGCAAGAAAUUUCGGAGCUCAAAAUUUUGAAUUUUGUUCCCAGAAAUGUCUAUACUGGAAUUUUUCAUUGAAAAUUGCAGAAAAUCAAUAUUUUCCUGAUUUUCAGCACAAUAUUUUGAUCUAG
Molecule: messenger RNA, 1114 nt
Organism: Caenorhabditis angaria
Lineage: Eukaryota; Metazoa; Nematoda; Chromadorea; Rhabditida; Rhabditidae
Source: the annotation of a GenBank genome assembly